This is a messenger RNA of Oncorhynchus mykiss (rainbow trout), 6540 nucleotides long. RefSeq names its product apoptotic chromatin condensation inducer 1a (gene acin1a). The record is from RefSeq and is a predicted model, not a curated record. Gene Ontology annotation, biological process: RNA splicing. Gene Ontology annotation, molecular function: RNA binding. NCBI's taxonomy places the organism in Eukaryota, Metazoa, Chordata, Actinopteri, Salmoniformes, Salmonidae. Gene Ontology annotation, cellular component: precatalytic spliceosome; ASAP complex.
ACGUUGGUUGAAGGAAGGCGUUGCUGACGCGAACGAGUGGAAAGGGAAAAUGGCGGACCUCGAAGACGUUAAACUGGACGGGAGGCCGCUACAAUCACUUCGCGUGGCGGAUUUGAAAGCUGCUUUAGAGGAGCGCGGACUUCCUAAAAGCGGACAGAAAAAUACUCUCGUUAAGAGACUCAAAGGGGCUCUCAUGCUGGAGAACCUCCAGAGAACCUCACACCAUCACAUAGGACUGCAGCCAAACUCUCAGAUUGGUGAAGAGAUGAGCCAGAACAGCUUCAUAAAGCAGUAUUUGGCAAAACAGCAGGAGCUCUUGAGGCAGCGUCUGGAGAGAGAGGCCCGGGAAGCAGUUGAAGAUGAUGAUACAGACAAAGAGGACCACACACAGGACAAUAACAGCGCUGCCUGUGCUGCCCCAGACCAGGAUGUCGCACCCGUGUUGGUUGACCAGCGCAAACUUUUUGGCCUCUCAGAGGGAAAGGGACUAGCAGGCCCAGCAAGAGAGGGAGAGGGGCACAUGUCCAGAGACGGCCAUGUGUCUCCUCCACCUGCCCCUACCUCUGCUGCUGUUGCCUCUCUGGCUGUGCGUGUAGCUGUUGACGAGCAGAGACCAGAGAGAGUCCCAACCUCUAGUCAAGUCCCAGCAGAUAGUGAUGAUGACGGCGCUGAUGAGGACUGGGAUAGCGGUGCCAGGAGGAGGAAUCUAGGAGAGCCACCAAGAGGCCAACUAGCAAGAGCAAGGUCUGGAGGAUCCCGCCAACACCCACAGCACAUUCCCCCCCUAUUGUCUCCGCAGCUUCGACAGCCUACCCCUCCUCCCUCCCCUCCCCCAGAGUUAUCAUUCCCACUGCCUGAUACCCCUAAACAAAGCCCCCCUAGUCCAGGUGAGCCCCCAGCUAGGCAGCGUACUUCCAGUACCUCCAGCUCUGGCUCCUCUAGCAGUGGCAGUUGUAGUAGCAGCCCAGAUCCACAAAGCAAAACAGAGCGCAAGCCUGGCCCACUGACCCUGCUGGCACGCAAAAUGGCAUCAGAGGGGGCUUUCUCUGGAGUUGGGUGGCAUGGGCGUGGGGAUGCAGAGAGGCAGGACAACAAUGCUGCAACUGCAACAAUGUCUUCUGGUAGAGGUCCUCAAGAGGGCACAGUGUCUGCCAUCACCCACACAACCAAUGCUGCAGCCAGUUUGCCCUUCCCCAGACUGGUUCCAGUAACAAACCAGGGAGCUCUUGGAGGCCAUCUCCCCCACAGUGAAGUUCCUGUGAGUGUGCUUAGGCCCACUAUUAUGGAAGAGAGAGAUGCUGCAUGGCCGCAAGAAAACAACAAGGAAAAGGACCUGCAGGCAGAGAGUGAAAGAGAAAAAUCCCCUGAGCAAGAGCGACUUGGUGCCGUGGAGCAGGAAAGCCUGGAGAGGCAGAGAGUAUUUGAGCAACAGCAUGCUGUGGAGCAAGAGAGGGAAAGGGCUUUGGAGCGAGAGAGGAAGGAGAGAGAGAAAGCUUUGUCGCGAGAGCGGAAGGAGAGGGAGAAGGCUUUGGAGCGAGAGAAAGCUUUGGAGCAAGAAAGGAAGGAGCGGGCUUUGGCGCGAGAGAGGGCGCAAGCUCUUGAACGAGAAGAGGAGGAAAGAGAGAAAGCUUUGGCAAAAGAGAGGGAAGAGCGAGAGAAAGCUAUGCAAUUAGAAAAGCAGAGAGCCAUGGAACGAGAGCGAGCUUUGGAGCAGGAGAGAGAGAAGGAGAAAGCUUUGGAGAGGGAGGAGAAGGCUUUGGAGAGCGAGAGGAAGGAAAAGGCUUUGGAGAGCGAGAGGAAGGAAAAGGCUUUGGAGAGCGAGAGGAAGGAAAAGGCUUUGGAGAGAGAGAGGAAGGAAAAGGCUUUGGAGAGAGAGAGGGAGGAGGAGAAGGCUUUGGAGAGAGAGAGGGAGCAGGAGAAGGCUUUGGUGCUAGAGCGUAUGGAGAGGGUAAAGGUUUUGGAGAGAGAGAGGGAGCAGGAGAAGGCUUUGGUGCUAGAGCGUAUGGAGAGGGUAAAGGUUUUAGAGAGAGAGAGGGAGCAGGAGAAGGCUUUGGAGAGAGAGAGGGAGCAGGAGAAGGCUUUGGUGCUAGAGCGUAUGGAGAGGGUAAAGGUUUUGGAGAGAGAGAGGGAGGAGGAGAAGGCUUUGGAGAGAGAGAGGGAGCAGGAGAAGGCUUUGGUGCUAGAGCGUAUGGAGAGGGUAAAGGUUUUGGAGAGAGAGCGUAUGGAGAGGGUAAAGGUUUUGGAGAGAGAGAGGGAGGAGGAGAAGGCUUUGGUGCUAGAGCGUAUGGAGAGGGUAAAGGUUUUGGAGCUAGAGCGUAUGGAGAGGGUAAAGGUUUUGGAGCUAGAGCGGCAGAAAGCUUUGGAACGGGAGAUGAAGGAGAAAGAGAGGGAGGAGAAGGUGAGGGCUUUGGAGCAAGAAAGAAUCGAAAGGAAGAAAGCCCUUGAGAAAGAAAGAACCAUGGAGAAAGAAAGAGAGGAGAGGGAGAGAGCCUUAGAACAGGAGAAGGUCCUACAGAGAGAAAAAGAGGAGAGGGAGAGAGCUUUGGAACAGGAGAAGGCCUUGCAGAGAGAGAAGGAGGCGAGGGAGAGAGCUUUGGAACAGGAGAAGGCCUUGCACAGAGAGAGGGAGGCGAGGGAGAGAGCUUUGGAACAGGAGAAGGCCUUGCACAGAGAGAGGGAGGCGAGGGAGAGAGCUUUGGAACAGGAGAAGGCCUUGCACAGAGAGAAAGAGGAGAGGGAGAGAGCUUUGGAACAGGAGAAGGCCUUGCAGAGAGAGAAAGAGGAGAAGGAGAGAGCUUUGGAACAGGAGAAGGCCUUGCACAGAGAGAAAGAGGAGAAGGAGAGAGCUUUGGAACAGGAGAAGGCCUUGCACAGAGAGAAAGUGGAGAGGGAGAGAGCUUUGGAACAGAAGGCCUUGCAGAGAGAGAAAGAGGAGAGGGAGAGAGCUUUGGAACAGAAGUCCUCGCAGAGAGAGAAAGAGGAGAGGGAUUGUCAUCUUCCUCCAUGGAAGCGUAGUUGUGAGUUUGGUCUUACCCCCCUGCCUACUCCUCCCCUCUCCACAGGAGCAGGUAAGAUGGCGGCAACAGAGGAGGGUGGGGAGCCCAAAGUGCCAUCCCUACCCCAAAAAGCAUUAAGAGACAACCGGCCAGCUGAAUCUGGUACGCCCCUGUCACAAUCUCUAGCAACGUCUCUGUCACCCCAGUCCUCCUUCAAGAAGUUCCGUUUCUUGAGGGACCCCAUAGUUCUAUCCCAGUCUUCUGCAUCCGGGGUCAUCAAGAGGCCCCGUACAUUCUCUGAAAGCCCCCAUCCUCAGUCCUUAGCUCUCCAGUCCCCCAGCAAACCUGGGGAACCAGAGCAGGAAGGUACUCAGCAGGGGGCCCAGCCUUCUGCUUGGCAAACAGCACCAAAGAAGCCUGCAAGUCAGGGGGUCCCUGUUUCUGGAGCAGACACGUCGGGGACGACAGGGCCAGAGAGGGAGACCCCAGUGAUUGCCACACUGGGCAAGAGUCCUGAAGAAGAAAAGGGUAAGAGCCUGGUCUCAGAGGAGCAUGUCCAAGCACAUAGAGAGGAGACAGACAAACAGGCGGUGGGAGAGAUGGCCAGAGAAGCAAACGCCCCCUCAGGUCCAGCGGGAGCUGUGCUACCUCCCUCACCCCAACCAGUGGAAGGCAAGGUAGAAAAAGGAAGGGAGAGAAGUCAAAAGAAAGAAGAAAAGCUGGGAAGACGGUCUUCCUCGUCGAAUGACUCCUCAGAUUCUGACUCAGGGUCGUCGUCCUCAGGUUCGUCUAGUUCAUCAUCGUCCCAGGGGAAAACACACACCACUCCCAGUGGUAGAAAGCCUGAGAAACCUCAGACAAACACCAUAUCCCAGGAUACGGAAACGGUUAGUCAACCUGACGAUCCAACUGAGGCCCCAAAAGCCCCACAGCAUAAAAAGCAAGUAUCUGGGGAGGAGGAAGAGGACGUAAACAUUGAUGGAGCCAGACACAGGAAGAAACCAUUCCUUGGAAUACAUGCAGGAGAAGACAAUGGGCAGAAGGACAGCGAGGGAGAGGAGGUAAAGACAGACACUACAAGUGCUCGACCAGUCGGCGAAAACCAGCAUCACCCACGACAGAGAACGGUUGAAUGUCAAGGGGAGGUGAAUGAGGCUGCCAUGGCUAAGCCUAAGAAGGCUCCUGAGAGCAGUGAGGAGCGUGUGACACCAAAAGCAUUCACAGCCCGUAGGAUCUCCCUUAGCAGCAGCAAGGCCUCUCCAGGUGCUGUCACUGCAGAGGGCGAAACAGAGUCUGGGGCUGGGAGGAAGAGGCGAUGGGGAUCCAGCACUGCAGUCACAACCAAGAAAUCAUCCAUGAGCAUCACCACAGACUCUCUGAAGUCUCUGAUCCCAGACAUCAGACUGUGUCCAGGCCAGGAGAUGGUGGUGGAUCUGCACCCAGGGGAGGAUCACCUCUCUGGGGUGGAGGAGGAGGGCAGGGAGCGGGGUGAGCAGGACCUCAAGAUCAGACGCACAGUCACACAGGUGGUCCCGUCAGUGACCCAGGAGAAUGGACAGAAGGAGUCCAAGAGGAGUGAACACGAGGAGGAAGACCGAGAGGAUGGAAGGGAGGUUAAAGGAGACAGAGAGGAGAAGAUGGAUGGCUCAUUCCAGAGAGACUCCAUGGAGACACAAUGUCCCUCUCCCCCCAGCCAUGACAUGGAGAUGAAAACAGUGACCCCCAGUGACACAUUGAUCCGUCGCUCCAUCAGCCAGCAGAAGUCUGGCGUGUCCAUCACCAUAGUUGACCCUGUCCGCACGGCCAAGCAGCCCUCUCCUCCACGAGGCAAAGUGUCCAACAUCGUCCACGUGUCCAACCUGGUUCGUCCGUUCACCCUGAGCCAGCUGAAGGAGCUGCUCGGUAGGACCGGCACCGUGCACGAGGACGGUUUCUGGAUCGACAAGAUCAAAUCUCACUGCUACGUCACAUACUCCAGUGCAGAGGAGUCAAUUGCCACUCGUGCAGCCCUGCAUGGGGUGAAAUGGCCUCAAAGCAACCCCAAGUUCCUCAAUUUGGACUUCAUUCAGCAGGAGGAGCUGGAUUUCCACAGAGGCCUGCCUCCCCCUGAGAGGGCUGGGGAGGGUGAACGGGGGGCUGCGGCGGUGCCUGGUCGGGUGGCGGCCCUGCCCCCUCUCCUGCCCAAACGGGAACAGUGGGCGGAGCGAGAGCGUGAGAUGGAGCACAGGGAGAGGACCCGGGCUGAGAGGGAGUGGGACAGGGACAAGGUCCGGGACUUUGGUCCAGAAAAACCUGGAGAGGAAGCGGUCCCCAGACGAUCCCGCUCCAGAGAGAGGAAACGCAAGGAGAGGAAGAUGGACAAGAAAGAGAAAGCUGCAGAUGAACCUCCUGUCAAACUGCUGGAUGAACUGUUCAAGAAAACCAAAGCAGCCCCUUGUAUAUACUGGCUCCCCCUCACAGAAGAGCAGUUUUCACAGAAGGAGACAGCUCGACAAGAGCGGAUGAAGGAGAGAGAGAAGAGGAGGAAGGAGCAGCAAGAGGAGGUGGAGAAGAAAAGGGAGGAAGAUCGCAAAGAAAGGAUGAAAGCCGCGAGUGCCGCAUUUGGAGAAAGAGGCGAGGGGGAGCGGUACAGAGAGCGAGAGAGAGAUGGGGGAAGAGAUGGAGAGAGUGACAAACACAGAGAAGACUGUUACCGCAGACCUGGGGGCAGCAGUACAGGGGGGGGCAGACGCUCCCGCAGCCACAGUGACCCCCCACAUCAUGACAGACGACGCUAGAGGGAAUUGGUGUGGCUGGAACUGUCUUAAAAUAACCCCCUCCAUUUCCCCUCACUACAUUUACUUUGUUACAAUAUAAGACCCUACAGUAGACCAACAGAUGUUGUCACUAUCUGUCACUUUUUUUAAACACACACCGACACAGAUAGGGACCAUGGUUUAGCAAUGUUUUCCCCCAGGCUGCUAUCUGUCUUGCUCCAUUAUGAAAGUUUAGAUUUUAUUUCAUUUUGCCUGACUGUUUUCUUUUUUUGUUUUAUUAUAUUCUUGUGAGAUUGACAGUAAGGCAACCCCCCCCCCCCCCCCCCCCCCCCCCCAUAUGUAAGUGCUUUACGUUGAGUUCUAUGCAUACACACACACUGGUUUUUGGCCUUCACCAGUUGUAUGUGUGUGUGUUCCACGACUGGUUUCUGUGGGGUGCUUCAUCAUUGCUGCAUGUUGUCCCAGUCCACUGUGCUCAGCCUUGUGUCCUAGGGAGGACUGACGUGGUUGUGCAGUGUUCUGUCCCCUCUGUCUUUGUUUAGUUUGAGGGAUGAGACUAUUAUCUGCAAGAUAGUAGAAAUGACAUGCUCCUCUGGUCUGUGUUUUCAUCUUCUAAAUGCUUCUUUCUGCUCAUCCAAUAGUUCUCCCUGUACGGUCAACGCAGGCUGGAGAAGGGGUGCAUAUUAAAACUCCACACAAAUGGUUUUAGUAGGUUUUUAAAUCAUUAUUAAAGCUUUUCUUUUUUGUUUACUCCUGUGAAUGUACAAAUAAAAUAAGUUUGAAAAAGC